Messenger RNA from Rhizopus microsporus ATCC 52813, 669 nucleotides. RefSeq lists its product as uncharacterized. Gene Ontology annotation, molecular function: SNAP receptor activity; SNARE binding. Lineage: Eukaryota; Fungi; Mucoromycota; Mucoromycetes; Mucorales; Rhizopodaceae. The record is from RefSeq and is a predicted model, not a curated record. Gene Ontology annotation, cellular component: SNARE complex; endomembrane system. Gene Ontology annotation, biological process: intracellular protein transport; vesicle fusion. The transcript has 5 exons. Bases 1 to 669 code for a protein of 222 amino acids.
AUGGAUACCAAGCUAUUAUCAAGACUUGACUUAUUAGCUGACAACACUCUUUCAGUAAUAUUUGAGCGUAACCGACUAAAGGACCUCAAAUUAGACGUUGAAAAGUAUGAAACAAAUAUUCAAAAAAACUUGUCGCAAUUAAAGGACGGUAUUCAGCAAUUAGAACAACAACUAUCAGAAGAAGAACAAACAGAUACAACAAAGGACACAAAAGUUGAUGAAGAUAAACUGAUACAACUCCAACUAAAAGUGGAUAAACUAGAAGCAUUACUUGGAAAUCAGACCGACCCAGCUGCAAGGGAUCUGUUACUGGGCAAUAACCAUAAAAAGAGUCCUCGAUUUACGCCUAUAGAUACAAGUCAAAUGGAGAAUAGCCAAAUACUUCAACUUCAGCAACGCAUUAUCGAUGAUCAAGACCAAGACUUGGAUCAUCUUUCGGAAGCCAUUCGUAGACAGAGAGAACUUGGACUUAUGAUUGGUGAUGAGUUAGAGACUCAUGCUAUUUUGAUUGAUGAGACAGAGGAAAUGGUAGAUCGUACGGAUGAAAGAUUAAGAAGAGCUAAAAAGAAACUGGACUACGUAGGAAGGAAAGUAAAAGAUAAUAAAUCUAUUUGCAUUGUCAUUGCUUUGAUUUUGAUAUUCUUCAUCUUGGUUGCCUUAUUUAGAUAA